This is a messenger RNA of Trematosphaeria pertusa, 1363 nucleotides long. RefSeq names its product alpha/beta-hydrolase. The record is from RefSeq and is a predicted model, not a curated record. Gene Ontology annotation, molecular function: hydrolase activity. NCBI's taxonomy places the organism in Eukaryota, Fungi, Ascomycota, Dothideomycetes, Pleosporales, Trematosphaeriaceae. The transcript has 3 exons. The coding region runs from base 150 to 1235 and encodes 361 amino acids.
CUCGGAUAUGGAAUUCCAGGCCGACGACACGGAGCCGCGCCGCAUGCUGCUGACUAGUAGUAGUGCUCGCGAGGCCGGGAGACGGAGGUAGGUCGCUCUCCUGUUGCUGAUCUCUCCGAUUGUUCUACCACAUCCGAUCUUGCAACACCAUGGCGGACCACAAUGUCAGCAAGCUCGCCAUCGCGUCGACCACCUUGAAAGCGAUGCUCGCAGCAUCAGCCAGGCUAUGGGUGUCCCCAUUCAAGGGCCAGAAGGGCGCCCACAACUACUUCAAGGAUGUCAUCUUCGCCAUGAUGCGCACCCAGCUGGGCGGCCUUGACCUCGCCGCGGACCGCUACAUGAACGUCAUGACGACGCCGGCAUACCUCAAGUUUGCAAAGGACAGCGGGUUUGCCCCCGAGAGCAUCACGCUUCCGAGCGGGGCAUUGGCCCACUGGAUCGGGAACAAGACGGCGAAGAAGGUUAUCCUCUACUUCCACGGCGGCGGAUACGUCACGCCGUGCACGCCGGGCCAUUUCCAGUACCUGAAGGCCAUGAAAGACGACCGCAAUGCUCAAGGAUCCGACGUCGCCGUCCUCGUUCUCGCGUACGAUCUCGCUCCCGAGCACCCGUAUCCCACACAGCUGAGGCAAUCCAUUGAGUGUCUGCGACAUCUGGUCGAGACCGAAAGGCGCAGUCCGGCAGACAUCUCGCUCGGUGGAGACUCAGCCGGAGGAAAUCUCGCCAUCGGUGUCCUCUCUCACCUCGCCCAUCCCCACCCAGACAUCCCCGCGCUUACACUACCCGGAAAACUCCACGCCGCUCUCCUCAUCUCGCCCUGGUGCUCCUUCAACACGCACACUCCGUCUUACGAAACAAACGCGGAGAGGGACUGCUUCGACGCGCGGCCCCUCCAACGCUGGUCCACCGCUUUCCUCGGUAGCGAUUCGCCCUUCGCAGGCGACUUUUACAACGAGCCUGUUACUGCACCCGCUUCAUGGUGGGAAGGGACUGCAGAUGUAAUUGAAGAGGUGCUCAUCUGGGCCGGCGGCAACGAGAUCCUGCUCGAUGGAAUUGAAGAGUUCUCGAAGAGGUUUACAAAGGGCUUUGGCGGCAAGGGUGGACGGGUAAAUACCGCCAUCACGGCAAAGGCAGCGCAUAUCGAGAUGAUCCUCGAGCUGCUGCUUGGCUACAAGGGGGACAGCGGAACGGGAAGCGCAGAGGUGGUCAACGGUUGGGUGAAGGCGAAGCUAUAAGAGGUGAGGGCAUAGUAGGAAGCCCUGUCUCCCUAAAGCAUGUAUAUUUAUCCCGUUUCCGUUCUGUCGUCCCGCACCAGUCCAUGUGAUGAUGAGCAUCUCCGCGUCACGACCAUCAUUAGCAUCUU